UUCGGCAGUUGUCGGCGGACCGGCCGGGCGAGCGAGCGUGUUCACGUCGGUCGCGUCGUUGCGAUCACUUAAAUGUCAAAUCCAAUGAUUCCGAAAGUCAGUUUGACAUGUGCACCGCGACAUCGUAAAUAUUAAUAAUGUAGCGCGUUUAAAGUGCUGGUUACAUUAGAUCGGCUAAUAUUUAGCGUUUUCCAAUGAGAAUUCCCGUAUAAACAGACUCGUUUUCGUUUGUCGUGUUUUGCCAAUCCGCACCUAAUGUGCCGCGGUGCGAACGUUUCAGAUUCGGUUCGAUGGACUAUGGCAGGAUCUGAUGCUGCGGUGUUGUGGAGGUACUUAAGAUAGGAUGUCAAAGUGAUUCACGAUGGACCGCGUGAGUGGAGUGUGUCGGUUCGGCGGAGUGGUGUCUGCGGUGAGCAGGAGGAGCGGGCGCAGCCGCCGUCGGCUGGCGAGCUCGGCCCCGGCGCCCGACUGCAGGCCGGAGACCCCGCGCCGAGGGCUCGGCGCCGUGCUCAUCCUCACCUGCAUCGUCGUCUACCACAACUGCCUCUACUGCGGUUUCGUGUUCGAUGAUAUCAAUGCUAUAAAAGAAAAUAGAGACUUGAGACCUCAGACACCAAUUUCCAACAUCUUCCUGAACGACUUCUGGGGAACACCCAUACAUAAGGAGCAGUCACAUAAAUCGUACCGCCCUCUGACGGUGCUCACGUUCCGAUGGAACUACGCAGUGCACGGUCUGCACCCGGCGGGGUACCACCUCGUAAACCUGCUGCUCCAUGCCCUCGUCUCACUCUUGUACUACAAGGUGUGCGCAAUGUUCCUGCCGGAGUUUGCAAGUUUCGUGGCGGCCAUGCUGUUUGCUGUUCACCCGAUACACACCGAGGCGGUGACGGGCGUGGUGGGUCGAGCUGAGAUGCUAUCCUCCGUGUUCUUCCUCGGAGCUCUGCUGUGUUACGCUCGGGCUGCUAGCAGGAGGAGAUGUACAGACUGGCGCUACGUGGCCGCGUGCGCAGUGUGCGUGGGCGUGGCCAUGUUGUGCAAGGAGCAGGGCAUCACCGCCACCGGCGUGUGCGUCGUGUACGAGCUCUUCGUGGCGCAGAAGCGCCGUGGAACCAGCGGUGGCAAUCGUUGGUCGUGGCUGGAGGCGUGGGGCAAAGGCUCGGGUUGGGGCUACGCGUGCGGCGAGGCCGCUCGGCGCGUCGUCACCCUGUGCUGCGCCAGCCUCGCCCUGCUGGCGGCCAGGCUGCACGUGAUGGGCGCUCAGCUGCCAGUGUUCACGAGAUUUGAUAAUCCAGCCGGAGCCACUACUGGACCUGCCAAGCAUUUGACAUUCGCUUACCUGCCCGCGCUGAACGCGUGGCUCCUCGCACUGCCCGAGGCUCUGUGCUGCGAUUGGACGAUGGGUACGGUGGCGUUGCUCCAAUCGUGGCAAGACCCCAGGAAUCUGGCCACUGCGGCCCUGUUCGUUGGCUUGUUGGUCGCCGCGAUCCACGCGCUGCGGACACGGUGUACUGCUUUGUCUAUGGGUCUAGCGCUCCUGGUUCUGCCCUUCUUGCCAGCGUCCAAUCUUUUCUUCCCGGUGGGGUUUGUGGUGGCCGAGCGCAUCCUCUACAUGCCCUCGAUGGGCUGGUGCAUGCUGGUCGCCCACGGGUGGCGUCUGGCCGCCAAGAAGCACGCCAAGACAGCCGUGGCUGCACUCAUAUUUAUACUCUUCGCCUUUAGUAUCAAGACUUACGUCAGGAACUGGGAUUGGAAGACUGAAUAUUCUAUUUUCGCUUCGGGGUUAAGGGUGAAUCGCAACAACGCCAAGCUGUAUAACAACGUUGGCCACGCUUUAGAAGCUGACGGGCGAUACACGGAAGCGCUGGAGUUCUUCAACACGGCCGUCAGCGUCCAGCCCGACGACGUCGGCGCCCACAUCAACGUCGGCCGCACCUACAACCAUCUCGGCAAAUACCAAGAAGCCGAGGAAGCCUACAUGAAAGCCAAGUCUUUACUGCCUAAAGCUAAACCCGGCGAAUCCUACCAGGCCAGAAUAGCCCCCAACCAUCUGAGCGUGUUCCUGAACCUUGCCAGCUUGAUAUCCAGGAAUGCCACUAGGCUGGAAGAGGCAGACAUGCUGUACAGACAGGCGAUCAGCAUGAGGGCGGACUACACUAGGGCGUAUAUCAAUAGGGGCGACAUUUUAAUAAAGUUGAAUAGGACGAAAGAGGCACAGGAGGUAUAUGAGAAAGCGCUUCUGUAUGACAGCGGCAAUCCGGAUAUCUAUUACAAUCUGGGCGUGGUGCUGCUGGAGCAAGGCAAGGCGUCGCAGGCGCUAGCGUACCUGGACAAGGCGCUGGAGCUGGAGCCCGAGCACGAGCAAGCUCUGCUCAACUCGGCCAUCCUGCUGCAGGAGCUCGGCGCCGCCGACCUGCGCCAGGUGGCGCGCCAGCGGCUGCUCAAACUGCUCGACAAGGAUUCAACGAACGAGCGCGUGCACUUCAACCUUGGCAUGGUGUGCAUGGACGAGGGCGACGCGGAGUGCGCGGAGCGGUGGUUCCGCGCGGCCGUGCACCUGAAGCCGGACUUCCGCUCCGCGCUCUUCAACCUGGCGCUGCUGCUCGCCGACCGCCGCCGCCCGCUCGAGGCCGCGCCCUUCCUCAAGCAGCUGGUGCGCCACCACCCCGACCACGUCAAGGCGUUGGUGCUGCUCGGAGACAUCUACAUCAACUCCGUCAAGGAUCUGGACGCCGCCGAGAGCUGCUACCGGCGCAUCCUGGAGCUGGAGGCGGACAACGUGCAGGCGCUGCACAACCUGUGCGUGGUGGCGGUGGAGCGCGGCGCGCUGGCCGCGGCCGAGGAGUGCCUGGCGCGCGCGCAGCGGCUGGCGCCGCACGAGCACUACAUCCGGCGCCACCUCGCCGUGGUGCGCGCGCGCCGCCAGCAGGCGGCGGCCCCCGCCCCGCCCGCCGCCGCCGAGGUGCGCGCGCGCUGGAACUACAUCCCGCAGCAGCCGCCCGACCCGCACGAGGCCGACCCCGAGUAGAGCCCCGCCCCGCCCGUCCCGUCUCCGUGCGGAGGCGUUCCGUUGACGAUCAGGGUAUUGAAAAUUAAAGCAUGUGCCGGACGGCAGACGACCACGGUUUCUGCAAGAUGAUCUUGGUAGAAGCGCGGUUUGUCUACAUGGUUUACGACCACUGCUUCAGCCGAUGGUUACGUUGGCCGAGCACGCCUGUCUACCGAGGGCGUUUAAAGGUCAUGCAGAAUUUGGUUUCGACCACUUGCUACAUGGCUUAAAACCAUUGUUUUUCUACCAAGGUCAUCUUGCAGAAACUGUGGUUGUCUGCCGUCUGGCACAUGAAGGUCACUCCGCUCUCUCCGAUCUGAAUGUGACAUUUUGCUAAUGACGAGCCUUCGUCUCUCCCGAAUCGUACCUCUAAAAAUCUGCAUUUCUCGGUAUCGCUCUGUGAGGGGACGAGUCGAUUAAUGGACCGCUAGUGUUGGCACCCUAGUGGCCAGAGAGGAUUCCGUUACUAUCUUGUUAUAAUAAAUGCGAAGUCAGGUCGAUACCUUAAAAAAUACAAGGCAAGACUGACUUCACUAAAUAAAUGUCAUCUAAAUAAUUAGACACCCCACUUUCUUGAACAUCUCUAUCUGCAGACAAGCGGCCGUAAAUUGUCUCGUUUCUGAUGUACCGCUUCACUAUUUGGAACUACUAAAUUUCACCGUUGUAUUCUAACUCGAAAUUAUUAUAAUCAUUGCAGUAUUUUGGCUGUUAUUAUUAGUGAUUUAUUGAUCUCAUAAAAUAUUAAUUUUCAUACGCCUUUAAAUAUUGUUAAUAUGUACUUAAAAGUUGGACAAGCUUCGUCAUUAGCCCGGUAUACGGUAUCUGUGCGUAGAUAUGAUUUAUAAUAACUGUUUAUAGGCAUAAUAGAUUGGAUUUGUAUCAUUCCAAUUAUAAACUAUUUAACUUUGUCUAGUCAAGAUGCAAUCGCAUUUGAUAUUAUUUUGGACUUAUUUUUAAUGCAUUUACGGAUAAGAAGUGAUUUAAAACGAUUCAUUGUUGUAAUAUGUUGAUCAACCUACGCUUGGAAUAGACGUUGGGAGUAGCAUUUAGAUGAAUGUGCCCCGCAUUAAGCCAACCCAUUUUAAUAAGGCUAUACAAUAAACCUAGAUAUAAACAAGUUUCUGUCUCAAUACUUGUGAACAUGUUUAAUAUUAACUGCAUAAUAAAACGGGGAAAUGAUCAUUAAUAGGACUUCUUUUACACAGAUGGAAGUAGCGAAAAGCAUUCAAAUGUAUCUAAUAUAAAAAGCUACGCAAUUUGAUUCAAUAAGUACGCGAAGGAUUAAACCAGAGACAGUGAUGUUAAAUAGAAAUUUCAUUUAUAAUUAGACAUUGGUCUAAGUUUUGGGCUUAUAACCGGCGUGUGUAGCUUAGCCAGAGCUUACUUUGCGGCAGCUACGAUAAGAUAAUAGACUCAAGUCUCUAAGGUAUGGCCAAACAUAGUGAGCACAGGGUCGAACUGCCAACGAUCGGUUCGGCGGCCAGAAUAAGGUGCGGUACAAGACGAGGUGGUAGGAAAAGCAAGAAAAGUCCUAAUUAAGGUUAAUUAUUUUCGUAAAGGCAAAUGUUACUGUGUAAUGGGUAAAUGAAGUGAUCGACCGUUGUUAGAUUUAGAUGUGAAAAAUGUAAUGUUGUUCAUGUUUUAAGAUAAAAGUAACUUUUGUAAAAACUGAAUUUUUUACAAUGUCUUGAAACAUUUCUGGUGGGAACUCUGUAGGGUGUCAAUGAUUUGUAAGGACCCCAAUAUUAUAAACUAUUUGUCGUCAAAACGUUUAUUUUUAUAAAAUAAAAUGAUGUUUCGAACAAGUC
Messenger RNA from Cydia fagiglandana, 4854 nucleotides. RefSeq names its product protein O-mannosyl-transferase Tmtc3 (gene Tmtc3). Gene Ontology annotation, cellular component: endoplasmic reticulum. Gene Ontology annotation, biological process: protein O-linked glycosylation via mannose. Gene Ontology annotation, molecular function: protein binding; mannosyltransferase activity. Lineage: Eukaryota; Metazoa; Arthropoda; Insecta; Lepidoptera; Tortricidae. The coding region runs from base 362 to 3025 and encodes 887 amino acids. The record is from RefSeq and is a predicted model, not a curated record. The transcript has 12 exons.